Molecule: messenger RNA, 1020 nt
Organism: Mirounga angustirostris (Northern elephant seal)
Lineage: Eukaryota; Metazoa; Chordata; Mammalia; Carnivora; Phocidae
Product: large ribosomal subunit protein uL16-like
Exons: 3
Coding region: 1-1020 (339 amino acids)
Biological process (GO): ribosomal large subunit assembly; electron transport chain; translation
Cellular component (GO): ribosome; mitochondrion; cytosolic large ribosomal subunit
Molecular function (GO): structural constituent of ribosome
Source: RefSeq, a predicted model, not a curated record
AUGGCCCAUGGACAUGGAUGUGAACAUGGUUAUAUUAAACCUGAACUUCCAGAUUAUAAACAGUGGAAGAUAAAAGGAAAACCAUUAGAAUCUGUCCAGGAGAAGUUGGCUGCCCGAGGCCUAAGGGAUCCAUGGGGCUGCCAUGAAGCUUGGAGAUGCAUUGGUGGUUUUGCGAACAGUGUUUCCUUUGGUGCAUUAUUAAAACAAUUCAAAUAUGGAUUUGCUGCCUUUGUGGUAGCUAUAGGGGCUGAUAAACCUCAUGUUGAUGGAAAGAAUGAAGAACAUCAACAUUUUGAGAAAUCCUGGUGUCUCCAUGGGCCACGUCCCCACCAGGUGUUACCAGUAUGUAAGAACAAGUUGUAUCCAAAGUCUCCCUUCUGCAGAGGUGCCCCUGACGCCAAGAUCCACAUCUUUGACCUGGGGCAGAAGAAGGCAAAAGUGGAUGAGUUCCCACCAUGUGGCCACAUGGUGUCAGGUGAAUAUGAGCAGCCUUCCUCUGAAGCCACGGAAACUGCCCGAGUUUGUGCCAACAAGUACAUGGUGAAAAACUGUGGCAAAGAUAUUUUUCACAUCCAAGUAUGGCUCUACCCCUUCCACGGCAUCCAUAUCAACAAGAUGUUGUCCUGUGCUGGGGCUGACUGGCUCCAGACAGGUAUGCAGGGUGCCUUUGGAAAGCCCCAGGGCACAGUGGCCAUGGUCCACAUUGGCCAAGUCAUCACCUCCAUCUGUAGGAAGCUGCAGAACAAGGAGUAUGUGAUUGAGGCCCUACACAGGGCCAAGGUCAAGUUCCCUGGCCGCCAGAAGAUCCACAUUUCUAAGAAGUGGGGCUUUACUAAGUUUAAUGCGGAUGAAUUUGAAGACAUAGUGGCUGAAAAGCAGCUGAUCCCAGAUGGCUGUGGGUCAAAAACGUCCCUAAUCGUUGCCCCCGCUGGACAGAUGGUGGGCUCUGCGCUCAUGCGAACCUCGGCACUGCCUCCUCCUUAUUCACGCCAGCCAAUAAAUCCUACUUCUUGCAAAUAA